Messenger RNA from Alligator sinensis (Chinese alligator), 3448 nucleotides. RefSeq names its product phosphoinositide-3-kinase interacting protein 1 (gene PIK3IP1). Bases 1585 to 2085 code for a protein of 166 amino acids. The record is from RefSeq and is a predicted model, not a curated record. Lineage: Eukaryota; Metazoa; Chordata; Crocodylia; Alligatoridae. The transcript has 3 exons.
GCUGCAGAUCUCUUGUCAGCACCUGGGAGCCCCUCUGCUGCAUCUCAAUCUCAGACUGGAGCAGCAGUAAUGGGUGUGAGCACUGGCGUGUCCGGAGAAGCUGUUUUGUAGGCAGUGCUCCAGCAGCUACAGCACAGACUGUGGCCUGUGCCCCCGGCUCCAUCCAUCAGCCUGCCCCGUUCCCAGGACAGCCCACACUCGUCCCUCUGCACUGCCUUUGCCCAUAGCUCCCCUAUCCCAAGGCAGGAGGGGGGAUGCUGGCCUUCCCCCAGCCAUCCUAGUCUUCCUUGCCUUGGCUGCAUCUCGGUAAGAACAAAGCAGGCCAUGCGUUUCCUUUUGGAGGGCUUUUAUUCAAAGCCAUCAGUUCCCUUAGGUCUGGGGAGUACUCUUGCAGGGUAGGGGCAAUAACCAACCCUUCAGCACCACGCUACGUGAUGGCUGCGGUGCCGGCGGCGCUGCCUUUUUGUUGGAAUAAACCUACCUGCCAGGGCUUUCCCACUGCUUCUCUUCCCCACGGCCAGCCUGGGCUCUGCACCUCCAAAGUCCCCGUGCAAAGCCGUGCCCUACUGCAGUGACCCCUGCUUCCUGCCCCUUCCUAAGCCCCCCCGUCGCUUCCAACACAUCAAAUGUGGACUUUGCUACAGAACCUCAAGGCAGGGAUGUCUGCAGCAGAGGGGUCUGAGACCCUUUGGGAAAUGGUGGGAUUUGGUCAUACCCGGAGUAGAGUGGUUUGAGAGAGAGUCCCCUUUGUGUGGAGCUGGCCCAGCCAGGCAGUGGAAGCACCAGUCCUCCUGGUGUGCCCUUUACUGCUCCCCGGUGGCCAUUUGAAAUGGGGCCUAAGGGUGGCGAGCCCUGUGAAUAAUACUUCUCAAGGUUAUUUAUACAAGCCGAUGGCUGGCAAAAAAAAUUGAGACUCCAGUGCCCUGAGCUGCUGUCCUUUUCCACCUUUGUCAGGGCUGUGGAAGGAGAGAUGGAUGGUGGAGCUAUAGCACGACAAGACUUAACCAUCUGCAGUUCCCUUGUGAAUUCCUCUUGCCUUCCCUUUCCCAUCAUAUCACAGUUCGGUCUUCAGGGAGUGCUGUUCAGUAGCUGGCUGGAAAGGGGUGGGGGAGGCAGCUCCCUCCGCAAAGGCCUCCUAUCUGUGUUAGGAAGAUUGAGGGAGGAGGGAAUAAAACAGAGCAAGAAAGAGGGAGGGUUCCUGAGAGGGCAGAAGAUGGAGCUAUUGAUCAUCUUGCUCAUUUCUGUUCAGAGCGCCUCGACUUUUCUCUAUAUUGAACUGUAGAGAUGCAUGGAGUUACUGGGUGGCCCUUCAAAUACCACUCUGUAGAACAAGAAGACACCCAGGUUUCAGCCUCACCUCUGCUCUCUGUCUGAGUUGCGUCUUUGAUUACUGCCUUUGAGUGCCAGCAGCAGUAGAAGUGCAGGGGGGAGACCACACUCUCCUUGCGGGGGAGCAGCUGUAGCAACACCUAAGAGGAAGUGUGAGAGCUUGUCCGUCUGAAGGUCGCUCAAGGUCCCCAGUUCUGAGUCUGAAACUCUUUCCUGCCUCAUUUACUAGGCACAUCACUUUAAAAUAACUGGUUUAUGCUGAUCUGUUUUUCCCCCUUAACAGCCACCACUUCCACAGCAGUUCAAGUCCCUACAGAUGGAGCUGAGGUCGCUCAGGAGCUAGACCAGGUGUUUGAAUCUGCUGAUACUUUGCCAUCACGCAGCGAGGCAGCUGCUGUACAGCCUGUCAUUGGGAUCAGUCAGAGAGUCCGGAUGAAGUCCAAGGAGAAGAAGGACCUGGGGACCCUAGGCUACGUACUGGGGAUCAUCAUGAUGGUGAUAAUCAUUUCAAUUGGAGCUGGCAUUGUCCUGGGCUACAUCUACAAAAAGGGGAGAGAUCGGAAGGCACAGCAGGAACAGAAAGCUCAGGAGCGGGAAAUGCAGCGCAUCACGCUGCCACUCUCUGCUUUCACCAACCCCGUGUGUGAGCUGGUGGACGAGAAGACAAUUGAGGUACACACCAACCAGACACCUGUGGAGGAGACGCAGGAUGGCAAUGCGCCCCUCAUGGGCCAGGCAGGCACUCCUGGGGCCUGAGCAGCCAGGCCACAGUGACACAGGUUGGACCUACCACAGUUCCAGCCCCUGGGCUCCCACUUGGGGACAUGGGACCUGUUUGUGUUUUGUUUUAUUUUUGGUGAAUGCCAGGGAUAGACGGGACUUGCAGAUGCAGCACAGCAGGGGCUGGGGAAGCACCAGCUGGCUUCUGAUAGCUCCAUUCCUUUCUCUUUGGAGUGAGAGGCCAGGCCUGCCAUGGGCCCCAGAUUCCAUUACCCCUGCAUGGUCUUGGCUUCCUCUUCACUGUUCCUGUCCUGUAGGGAACGGUGCACGCUGUUACUUACAUUUAAGCCUGGAAUCCUAAGGGGGAAACCUUUGCCCUGACUCAGAGAUGAUGGAGACUUGGAAUAAAGCGGUUCCCUCUCAUGGGUGGGAGCUGGGACGAGGCCUUCCCCUGUCCUGUGGUUGGGUCUCCCCCACCUUGGGAGAGCUAGAGGUCAUUUGAACAGGCAGCAGUUAAACAGAAGGUGACAGCUUGACUGGCAGCAGAAGGCAUUUGGGCCUAGGGUAGUACUUAGCUCCAGUAGCUUUCUGGGAACAGAUUUCCCCACGCUACUCAAAACAAAUCAAGGUCUUCCAGGGCCAAGGACAUGUUCUCACUCUCCUGUGCUGGUUCUCCCAAUACUCAAGAGUCCAUAUGGGCUGUCUGCUGGGACUCCUGCCAAAGCACUUAGAUCAAGCAAGCCAAAAGACAGGAGCAGUGCAAGCAGAAACCACGCUAAGCCCUGGGUGCCUGUACCUGUUUCUGAAUUCCUGUCAGAUUUUCCAAGGGCUGUUUCCUGACGGUGCCGAAGCCAGCUGCAGUGUGAGCUCGGCAGGAAAGCAAGGACCAGCACAGCAAGCACUCAGCAAACCUGCUUGCAAGCAGAGCACAACACAGUAGCUUUGUUGCAGGAUUGGCAACCUGGGCUCUGGCUCCUGUACCCAGCCUCCCACAUCUAUGCAGCAAAAGCUGACAGGCAGGUUGAUAGGGUAGCAAUUCCCCUAUCUCCUUUAAUGGCCAAAGGCCUUUGGUUUCUGGGAGUUGAGGGGGUAGUUAGGUGAUAAACUCCCCUGAACACCUACAAAGAGCUAAGCAGAGCUGCAGCCAUUGCCAGCCUACAGGGUUCAAGCCAUCGUAAGCUCUCCUAGCCAUCUGCGUGACAACUGAGGGUAGAAGAAACGCAGCAUGUAACAGCAAAGGUUUUAGUGUCAACAUUUAUUUCAAAGAGGGAAAAAUACUGAAGCUUGGUUAUUUGUACUGCCUCUGAAUACCAUUUCUUUGUAAAUGUUUUAAAUACCUCAUGAGUACAAGAUGGGGCAGAUUGUGCCACCUUGUAUUAAAGCUUAACAGAGAAUGAAA